AUGGCUUUCGGUUGGCAGUGCUUCAUGGUCCGCCCAUUUUCAACGGCAUUGGAAAACGUGGUCCGUACUAUUUUGAAUUUGAUGGGAUUAGUACUGGUGAUAUACCAGACAUUAAGUGACCCUGUGAAGAUAUACAAGUACGCAGCUAAAGAAUUGAUGCCCAUACUAUACGCGUGUGGAGCUUACUUAUGUAACUUAAGUGCAGUCGGUGUGAUCCUGCAACUGGACAAAAAUUUGGUGAAUCCUAGGAUAAUGACAAGCAAGUUUGGCGUGAUUCCCGUUGGGAUGUUGGUGCCCACUGUGGUCAGCAUGAUGGUUGGGGUCCUAGGUUACUGGUCUUUCGGCACCAUGGAAGAGAACAUCCUUCGAGUACUACCGCUUGACGAAGUCACAGCAUUGAUAAUUCUCUCCGUGUAUGUGAUAUCUGUGACGUUCGCAUACCCCAUACAAUGUUAUCCAGCUAUCGCCGUCGUAAUAGAAGUAAUUAAGUACCAUGAUGCUAUGGUUGUUCCUGAAGCUAAAAUGCUGAAUAGAAUAGAGACCUUUGGACGACCGCUAUUCGUAUUGUUAACCUUUACGAUUUGCUACUUUGUACCAUUCCAAGCUCCUUUCGUUGCAUUUACGGGGAACCUCUGUACUUCAAUGGUGUCUGUGGUCUUCCCAGCUCUCAUGGACAUCUGCUUGAAGUACCCUGACCAGUACGGUUACAUGAACUUCCAUUUAAUCAAGAACCUUCUUCUUAUGGCCCUAGGCCUCUUUAAUUGGAUCGUAGGCGCAUUCAUGUGUGGUUACAUCAUUCACGUGAGGAUUCUCUCGAGGAACUCGCCAAACAGUCAGGGAUUUUAUUAA
Messenger RNA from Spodoptera litura, 849 nucleotides. Lineage: Eukaryota; Metazoa; Arthropoda; Insecta; Lepidoptera; Noctuidae. The record is from RefSeq and is a predicted model, not a curated record.